Apaloderma vittatum (bar-tailed trogon) is the source of this 823-nucleotide messenger RNA. RefSeq names its product nucleoporin 35kDa (gene NUP35). Gene Ontology annotation, molecular function: structural constituent of nuclear pore; phospholipid binding; single-stranded DNA binding. Gene Ontology annotation, cellular component: nuclear pore nuclear basket; nuclear pore central transport channel; nuclear membrane. Lineage: Eukaryota; Metazoa; Chordata; Aves; Trogoniformes; Trogonidae. The annotation marks the transcript as partial. Gene Ontology annotation, biological process: NLS-bearing protein import into nucleus; nuclear pore organization; regulation of DNA-templated transcription. The transcript has 5 exons. The record is from RefSeq and is a predicted model, not a curated record.
CUUCAAGUGUGUUCAGUCCUGCAAGUAUUGGGCAGCCUAGGAAGACUACUCUAUCUCCUGCUCAGCUAGAUCCUUUUUAUACUCAGGGUGAUUCCCUGACUUCAGAAGAUCAACUUGAUGACACAUGGGUAACUGUAUUUGGAUUUCCUCAAGCAUCAGCUUCAUAUAUUCUUCUACAGUUUGCUCAGUAUGGAAAUAUAUUAAAGCAUGUGAUGUCCAACACAGGAAACUGGAUGCAUAUCCGAUAUCAGUCAAAGCUUCAAGCCCGGAAAGCCUUAAGCAAAGAUGGAAGAAUUUUUGGUGAAUCCAUCAUGAUUGGUGUCAAGCCAUGUAUAGAUAAAAGUGUCAUGGAAAAUUCUGAAAGAAGCGCUACAUCCUCAAUGUCUUCAGUUUUCACUCCACCUACAAAAUCCAUCGGCACACCAGUACAACCUGCAAAUAAUACCACGAGGAUUUCUACAAUGAGACCUCUUGCAACAGCAUAUAAAGCUUCUACUAGUGACUAUCAGGUGGUUUCUGACAGACAAACUCCUAGGAAAGAUGAAAGUAUUGUAUCUAAAGCAAUGGAGUAUGUGUUCGGCUGGUAAUAUACAAGAGGAAGUAACAUACUAAGCUGGUUAGGGUUUGAAAUACGCUACUGACAUCUGUGGUUAGUUGUAUAACUACUGGUGGCAGUAUUUUAACUUGCAUCUCACCUGUUAUGCCUUCAGUUAAUUCAGCGGACAUGUAGCGUGCACUUUAAAUGAUGGCAAUGUAUACAUGGUUUUAAAAACUGAGUAAGUCUAAAAAUAAGUGCUUUUUUCCCAUUUGUGCUCCGAUUGCA